AUGGAGCUGAAGGCUAAGCCGGCGAGGCGCGGAAAGAGGACCAGGGCAAGCGGCGGCACAGCGGUACCGGUGAAGAAGGAGUUGGAGAAGGAGAGGAGGCAGCGCAUGAAGGCGCUCUGCGAGAAGCUCGCGUCCCUCAUCCCAAAAGAACACUUCCCCCACACUGAUACAAUGACCCAGCUAGGCAGCCUGGAUGUGGCGGCAUCAUACAUCAAGAAGCUCAAGGAGCGGGUCGAUGAGCAACAACACAAGAAGACCUCUAUACAAGCCAUUGCUACCUUACUAGGAGUUAGUGGCAUCUCGACUCCCAGUAUCACCGCUACCACGAGCGGUGGCGCAGGGUCAGAAGGAGGAGAAAAAUUGGAGGCAUGGCCACUAAUGGUGGAGGUGCGGCAACCCGGCGAUGCAAGCAUGGAGGUGAGACUGAUAUGCAGCGCGGAGAGGCCUAUCAAGCUCCAUGAGGUGAUCACCAUUCUUGAGGAAGAAGGAGCCAUCAUCAUCAAUGCUAAUCACUUUGUUGCUGCCCACAGAAUAUUCUACACUAUACACUCCCGGGCCUUCAGCACUAGAAUUGGCAUAGAUGUUUCAAGAGUUUCCGAACGUCUGGGAGCAUUGGAUGAGUUUGGAAGGCAUGUGUGCAUGAUUGUGAAAGACAGGCCCCCGGAAUUUGCCUGCCCGGCCCCUUACAAGGAAUUCGAUGAGGCGGCGGACGAGGUGUGGGGCAAGACCGACGAUGAGGAGGACAUUGCCGUCCCCGCCAAGGCCACGCACAACCGCCACGACCACGAAGCCAGCACGUCGGCGGGCGUCGCAGACAGCAAGGAAGAGCGUGCAUGA
Messenger RNA from Triticum aestivum (bread wheat), 837 nucleotides. RefSeq names its product transcription factor bHLH168. Bases 1 to 837 code for a protein of 278 amino acids. The transcript has 4 exons. Lineage: Eukaryota; Viridiplantae; Streptophyta; Magnoliopsida; Poales; Poaceae. Gene Ontology annotation, molecular function: RNA polymerase II transcription regulatory region sequence-specific DNA binding; protein dimerization activity; DNA-binding transcription factor activity, RNA polymerase II-specific. The record is from RefSeq and is a predicted model, not a curated record. Gene Ontology annotation, cellular component: RNA polymerase II transcription regulator complex. Gene Ontology annotation, biological process: regulation of transcription by RNA polymerase II.